AUGGACAUACCCGGCCCGUCGAAUAUCACAACGGGCUCCAGUAACGUCGUCAGGCCCAUAUCGGUGUACUAUGCCCCGACAACGCCGCCGCCGAUUCAACAACUUCCGCAACCAGCAUUACAGCCGGCUCAGUUAGCAGCACUGAAUCCGGCAUUUGCUGCCACUUUCUUGCCGUUUCAAUUUUACCAAAAUUCGCUGAAUUUACUUCAAAUGCCAAAGACGCAAUACUUAGCGAGAUCCGAGAUUAGUGCAUUCAAGGAAGUAAAUGAUUUACGUACGGCAGUGAACAUGAUUCUACCAAUGCUGCCAAUAUAUCAGCAACUUCCCAAUAGUCUCAACGCGGCGGCAACCGCUGCUCUUGUGUCACAGCAACCACAACUGUCGUCGGUGUUGACGCAAAAUCUUUUGCGAAAACGUUCCGCGGCGGUUGGUCCCCAGCCAAAUUCUGCGUCGAUUCCUGAGUGCCCGGUGUCCAUGCGCAACGUAUUGAGUGCAUCCCAGCUACAAAACGCUCUGUUUCUGAAUCAAUUUAUGAUGCCUCCAGUGCCCUCCGUUUCGCCGACUCUUCCAACAGGCCAACUUCCAAUUCCAACACAAGAUCGGCCAAUUAUAACAAGUGAAGAGCAAGGCGUCAAAUGGAGCAGCCCGUCCAGCGUGGAUAGUAACGGACAGAAGACUGACAGCUCAACAGCUUCCGCUAGCGAUUCGCACAACAUCGACAUCGUUGGUGACGGUAGCGAAUCUUCGACAUCAUCAGCGAGUGCUCAGGAUCAGAUUGCGCAAUCCAUUUACAAUGCCGUUCAAAACGCGGCUGCGCAACAGAAAGCCCAAGCUGAGUUGGCCAGUGUCCUUAAAGGUGAUGCGAGCAUGUUUUUCCCAAAUGCUGCUCAGCCUGUGGCCGCCGCUACUCAAGCUCCCGCCUCGAGCGCUGCUAAACUUUCGACAGCUGGGCCAGAGAGAAAACCAAGAAAGCCAGUAAACGAUGAUAUUGUCAAGAUCGUGCGUCAACAGGACCUUCGUCCAGAAGCCAUUGCAACCAUUGAAAUUCCAGUUCCAAAAGCCGUUGAAUCUGACCCAGGCUUCCGCCCGGUUUCGGAGCAGCAGAUCAUUCAACAAAUUAUUCAAGGCAAGAAAUACGAAGAGAUGGAAGUUGGAGAAUGCAUGAUUCAACUCUGCAAGAAGCUUGCUGAAAAACGUGUCUUCGGACCACGUCUUAUGUCGCAGACAACUGUCGCAGGUCUCAACCACUCCAACUAUUCAAAUUUGCCUAUCAAAGGCAUCUGCUACAUUCAACAUGUGUGCUGGAAGGUUCUUCGCAACCGCUUUGGACACGAUGAAGAGUUUUGGGAUAAGUUCCGUGAGGCGAUGCGCAAGUUGGCGGCUCGUUGCCGUCGCGUUCGUCACGCCAAGAAAACCAAACAUAACCGCGAAGAAUCGUUGGCGCAGCAGGAGUUGCUCGCCAAACGCUUCGGCGAGGACGGCGUGUUGAAUGUGCCAUCAAGCUUAUCGCACACGAUUCAAAGUCUUGGACUUGGCAAUCUUCGCCCAAAGACGGAGGCAAACCUUGAAAGUUUGCUGCCCAACAAUGACGCGAGCAAUAUCACGAUCGGACAACUCGGACAUCUUGAGCUCCAAAACAUUGCUGACACGAAGUCAUUUAAGAAUCUAGGCGAGCAAGAGACAAACGUCGUUCAGUCGCUUUUGCGAAUGGCCAAUAAUGACUUCGGUGUCAAGUCAGAACCACUCUCGCCAGCUUAA
This is a messenger RNA of Caenorhabditis bovis, 1758 nucleotides long. The record is from the annotation of a GenBank genome assembly. Lineage: Eukaryota; Metazoa; Nematoda; Chromadorea; Rhabditida; Rhabditidae.